Salmo salar (Atlantic salmon) is the source of this 5464-nucleotide messenger RNA. Its product is annotated as protein Hook homolog 1-like. Gene Ontology annotation, molecular function: microtubule binding; dynein light intermediate chain binding. The record is from RefSeq and is a predicted model, not a curated record. Lineage: Eukaryota; Metazoa; Chordata; Actinopteri; Salmoniformes; Salmonidae. Gene Ontology annotation, biological process: cytoplasmic microtubule organization; cytoskeleton-dependent intracellular transport. Gene Ontology annotation, cellular component: centrosome; cytoplasm.
CACAUUACGCAGUUAGCGCUAGAGAUCCAAACGCCGCAGGUGAGGUCAAAUGCAGAGGGAAGGGAAACCGCGUUGUUGUUGACAGGUGCAGUGAACUACCAUGUCUAGUCAUACCCGACGCGGAGAAAUGGAGACUGACAAAGUGGUGUUGUGUGAGAGCCUUGCUAUAUGGCUCCAGACCUUCAACACUGCAGCACCAUGCACGACUGUAGAGGAGCUGACCACUGGAGCUGCCAUUUCUCAGGCCCUGCAUCAGAUAGAUCCAGCGUGGUUCAGUGAGAGUUGGCUUGGUCGCAUUAAAGAAGAUGUUGGGAAUAACUGGAGACUGAAGAUGAACAACCUGAAGAAGAUCCUUCAGAUGAUGGUGGAUUACUACAAUGAGGUCCUGAGCCAGCAGAUCCAGGAGUUUCCCCUGCCAGACCUGGUGAAGGUGGCACAACACUCAGACCCUGUAGAACUGGGACGACUGCUGCAGUUCACACUGGGCUGUGCUGUCAAAUGUGAACGCAAGCAAGAGUACAUCCAGGUCAUCAUGACUCUGGAGGAGUCCGUACAGCAUGUGGUGAUGACAGCCCUUCAGGAGCUGAUGAGUAAAGAGAACAUGGCCCAGUUUGGAGCAGAGCCACCGGGGGACGUAGAAUCACAGUUGAAGAAGGCUCUCGAGGACCUGGCAGAUCUGGUGGCAGAAAAGGAGGAGCUAGCCCAGCGCUGUCAGGAGCUCGACGUACAGGUGACGGUCCUUCAGGAGGAGCGGAACAGCCUAUUAGCUGAGAACGACGUGCUGACGGACCGAGCCAAUCAGCUGGACUCGUUUGAUGACCCGAGCACGCCCUCCGGACGGAAACACAGCCAGCUACAGAUACAGCUAGAGACACUACAGGAGGAGAACUUCAGGCUAGAGGCAGCUAAGGAUGACUACCGUAUCCACUGUGAGGAGUUGGAGAAGCAGCUGAUCGAGGUUCAGCAUCGUAACGACGAACUCACCAGCCUGGCCGAGGAGUCACGAGCACUUAAAGACGAACUCGAUAUCCUCAGGAGCUGUUCGGACCGUGCUGUGAAGCUGGAGGCGUCAGUGGAGACAUACAGGCGUAAACUGGAGGACCUGGGAGAUCUGAGAAGACAAGUCAAACUGCUGGAGGAGAAGAACAUGACCUACAUGCACAACACUGUCAGUCUGGAGGAGGAGCUACGCAAGGCUAACGCUGCCCGCGCACAGCUAGAGACAUACAAGAGACAGGUCCAGGAGCUGCACCGGAAGUUGUCAGAGGAGUCUCGGCGGGCAGACAACCUGGCUUACGAAAAGAAGAAGUUUGAAGAGAAACAUGACACCUUGAUGAGGGAGAAAGAGAGGAUCAUUAUUGAGCGAGACUCUCUGAAGGAGACCAAUGAGGAGCUGCGAUGUAACCAGGCUCAACAGGAACAGCUCCUACAAGCAGGGAUGGCAGGGAUGCCAGCUGGUAGUCCAACCCAUGAUAACCUUGCUGCUGAGAUCCUACCUGUAGAGUACAGGGAGAAGUUUAUUCGGCUCCAGCAUGAGAAUAAGAUGUUGCGUGUGCAGCAGGAGGGAUCAGAGAAUGACAAGAUCUCUGAACUACAGACACUGCUAGAGGUGGCACACAGAACCCGCUCCGAACUGGACACCGAGAAUAGGUUAAGCAGGGAGAGGGUCACUGAGCUGCAGCAGCAGGUAGAGGAUUUACAGAAAGCCCUACAGAGCCAGGGAGCCAAGACUGAUGACUCUCACCUGAAGAGGAAACUGGAUGCUCAUAUGGUGCAACUGAACGAGGCGCAGGAUGAGAUCAUGAAGAAGAAAGAACUCCUGGAGGACUUGCAGCCAGACAACACACAGACCUCUCUGAGACUGGAGGAGCUGAUGGCUGCUCUGAAGAAGAAGGACGAUGACAUGAGAGCCAUGGAGGAGAGAUACAAGAUGUACCUGGAGAAAGCACGCAAUGUAAUCCGUGCAUUGGACCCCAAGCUGAACCCAGCCACAGCAGAGAUCCAGGCUCUAAAGAACCAGCUGACGGACAGAGACAAGAGGAUCCUCAGCCUGGAGAGGGAGUGUGAGCAGGCAAAGCUGAGAGAGUAUGAAGAGAAGCUGAUUGUAACAGCAUGGUACAACAAGAGUCUGAGCUUCCAGAAGCUGGCGAUCGAGGCCCGUCUGGGGGGUCGCUCCACCUCCAUGGUGCCCCCAGGUCAGUCCUUCCUGACCCAGCAGCGCCAGGUCACAAACGCCGCCCGCAGGAACCUCUCUGUCAGCGUGCCUGCCACCACCACUAAGUAGACCUGGGAUGGGUGACUACUGAGGUGGGCCAGCAUGUGUACAGGCUUCUGCUAUUAAUAUUGAACCACGAUUAGUUCAAUCAGUUUUGUUAGUGCUGGGCUGGAACAAAGGCCUGCUGACACUGCGGCCCUCUAGGACUGGGAUCUCCUACAUCUGACGUAAACAAACGAAUGGCUCCUCUCUAACUCCUUUCCAGAAGUGCACACUCAAGUGACCUUAAGCACAUUAGUUCUCAGCCCCUGGAUAUGGGACAAGCAUGCACUGACCGACUUGAACAUGAGCACUUACUCUAACCAGGUUCCCUCCUCACUGAUACACCAGACAGUAACAGUUAUACGCCCCAUUACAGUUUAGGAUGUUUAUAAUCUCCUGUAAUGAGUUUGGUCUGGCAACCCUACCAACAUGCUUUAUUAGCUUAGCACAUAACACUGACUGAGCCCUACAAUAUACCUGUGUUGGCCUAGCUAGCAGCAGGCUCUGACUAGCAGUGAUUCGUAACCUUGACAUGUACACUGAGUGUAAAAAACAUUAAGAACGCCUUCCAAAUAUUGAAUCCUAUGCCUCCCACAGUUGUGUCAGGUUGACUGGAUGUCCUUUGGGUGGUGGACCAUUCUUGAUACACAUGGGAAACUGUUGAGCGAGAAAAAACCCUGCAGCAUUGCAGUUCUUGACACAAACCUGUGCGCCUGGCACCUACUACCAUACCCCGUUCAAAGGCACUUAAAUAUUUUGUCUUGCCCAUUCACCCUCUGAAUGGCACACAUACACAAUCAUGUGUCAAGGCUUAAAAAUCCUUCUUUAACCUGUCUCCUCCCCUUCAUCUACACUGAUUGAAGUGGAUUUAUCAAUAAGGGAUCAUAGCUUUCACCUGAAUUCACCUGGUCAAUCUAUGUCAUGGAUAGAGCAGGUGUACACUCAGUGUGAGUUAUUCUGUCUAUGGAUGUGCUAAAAACUAUAUUAUUCACAAUUGGUCUUAAACGGCUUAUUUUAACGCUGAAUAUAGCUGAUUUUAUAAAAUGUUUUUAUACUACAACAAAAUGAUGAAUCGACCGCACUAUGCAGUUAAAGGAUGUUACAAUCAUCUUAUCAACCAUUGGACUACAAAGAGAGUUUGACCUCUGAUCUUCCUCUUCUGUGUUUCACAAUCACCAGAAUGGAAUACAGGAGAAAUGGGUGUAUUUAGUGCUGGCAACCAAAAGUUGGUAUUGCAGCACAGAUCGGUCCAUUACUCGUUUCUUACACAAAAGUAGUCUGUACUGCAGACCUGUGUCAACAUCCUGUAAUGCCAUACUGACACAAGCAUCUCUGUUGCUGCAACAACUAAUCAUUCAAUCAAAUCAGAAAUGCAGGACUUGUUAAUGGUAUUUAUUUUUGAUACUGUGAUCUGACUACUAGAACUUAGCGCAUGCUCUAUCGGAACACUGUUGGGCCUUUACAGUGCCUUCAGAAAGUAUUCAUCCCCCUUGACUCAUUCUAAAUUUUGUUGUGUUACAGCCUGAAUUUAAAGAUGUAUUUAAAAACACACACACAAAUGACCCAUCUACACACAAUAGCCCAUAAUGACAAAGUGAAAACAUGUUUUUAGAAUUUUGUAAAUUUAUUGAAAUUUCAUUUACAAUUAUUCACACCCCUGAGUCAAUACAUGUUAGAAUCACCUUUGGGAGCGAUUACAGCGGUGAGUCUUUCUGGAUAAGUCUUUAAGAGCUUUGCACACCUGGAUUGUACAAUAUUUGCGUAUUCUUUUUUUUAUUCUUCAAGCUCUGUCAAGUUGGUUGUUGAUCAUUGCUAGACAGUCUUGCCAUAGAUUUUCAAUCCAAUUUAAGUCGAAACUGUAACUAGGCUACUCAGGAACAUUCAAUGUCGUCUUGGUAUGCAAGUCGUGUAUAUUUGGCCUUGUGUUUUAGGUUAUUGUCCUGCUGAAAGGUGAAUUUGUCUCCCAGUGUGUUACUGUAAACCAGGUUUUCCUCUAGGAUUUUGCUUGUGCUUUGCUUUAUUCUUUUUAUCCCAAAAAACUCCCUAGCCCUUGCCCAUGACAAGCAUGCCUAUAACAUGAUGCAGCCACCACAAUGCUUGAAAAUAUGAAGAGUGGUACUCAGUGAUGUGUUGUGUUGGAUUUGCCCCAAAUGUAACACUUUGUAUUCAGGACAUGAAGUUAUUUUCCUUGCCUAAUUUUUUGCAGUUUUACUUAAGUGCCUUAUUCCAAAAAGGAUGCAUGUUUUGGAAUAUUUUUUAUUAUGUACAAGCUUCCUACUUUUCAGUCUGUCAUUUAGGUUAGUGUUGUAGAGUAACUACAAUGUUGUUAAUCCAUCCUCAGUUUUCUCCUAUCACAGCCAUUAUACUCUUAACUGUUUUAAGGUAACCAUUGGCUUCAUCGUGAAAUCCUUGAGCGGUUUCCUUCCACUCCGGCAACUGAGUUAGGAAGGACACCUGUAUCUUUGCAGUGACUGGGUCUAUUGAUACACCAUCCAAAGUGUAAUUAAUAACUUCACCAUGCUCAAAGGGAUAUUCAAUGUCUGCAAUUUUUUUUUUUUUACCCAUCUACAAAUGGGUGCCCUUUUUUGCGAGGCAUUGGAAAACCUCCUUGGUCUUUGUGGUUGCAUCUGUGUUUAAUUCACUGCUCAAUGGAGGGAUUUUACAUAUAAUUGAAUGUGUGGGAGACAGAGAUGAGGUAGUCAUUCAAAAAUCAUGUUAAACACUAUUGCACACAAUGGGUCCAUGUAAUUUAUGUGACUUGUUAAGAACAUUUUUACUCCAUAAGGUAUUUGGGCUUUCCAUAACAAAGCGGUUGAAUACUUAUUGAGUCAAGGCAUUUAAACUUUUCAUUUUUUAUUAAUUUGUAAAAAUGUCUAAAAACAUAAUUUCACUUUGACAUUAUGGGGUAUUAUGUGUAGGCCAGUGACACAAAGUCUCAAUUUAAUACAUUUUAAAUUCAGGCUGUAAAACAACAAAAUGUGAAAAAAGUUAAGGGGUGUGAAUACUUUAUGAAGGCACUGUGUCUUGUGUCUGGAUGAGUAGAAGGAAUCAACAGUAUAGUAAUCUAUACAGCACUACUGUAAUCAGGGUUCAAACACCAGCUUGGAAUUUUAGAACUGCUUUCACAGACCCAGAUUGUUAUAGUUGUGCUAUGAAAUAUUGAAAUGUGAAUUAACUAAACCAGAAUUAAACCUUGUCCUGGAUGUA